AUGAAGGUUAAGGACGUGCUGACAAAGAUAGUGCCAAGGUCAAUAUUGACGAGCAGAGGAUAUCCGACAAUAGAGGUUGAUCUUCAGACAUCAAUGGGAACAUUCCGGGCAUCCUGUCCAUCUGGUGCAUCCACCGGAUCUAAGGAGGCUAUGGUGAUUUUGGACGGAGACGAUGAAUACAAUGGAAGAGGAGUGAAGCACGCCAUACAAAAAAUUAAUGUAAUGGAACAAAAUUUAAUGAUGCUUUCAUGCAAUGCCACAGAUAUAAAUGGCAUAGACAACUAUCUUUUGAGUCUCGAUAGCAGCCCAAACAAAUCGAAUGUUGGUGGAAAUACAAUGAUUGCACUGUCUAUGGCAUUUUGUAAGAUGUGUGCAGCGUUUUCUAGUAUGCGUGUUGAUGAGUAUUUAUCAAUUACUAGUGGAUUUGAUAGGAAAAUGCCUGUUCCACACUUCAAUCUCCUGAAUGGUGGGGCACAUUCUGGAAAUGGAAUGAGUGUUCAGGAGAUCAUGGUUGCGUAUCAGUAUGAUGAUUUAGAAAGAAACAUCGAAUCUGUAUGUGUACUUUACGAAUCUUUGAGAAAGCUUAUCGCAGAAGAGUACGGAAGUCUUUAUGUGUCUGUAGGAGACGAGGGAGGCUAUGCGCCUCCAAUAAAAAGCAUUGAAGAAGGACUUGAUCUUAUAAUAAAAGCAUCAGAGAUGUGUGGAAGAACAAACUUUAGGUUUGCCAUUGACUUUGCAGCCAACGAGUUCUACAGAGAUGGGAAGUACAUCUUUGAUGGAAAUGAAUACUCCACCUCUGAGCUAGGAAAGAAGUAUCUUGGAAUACUUGCGAGCUAUCCACAGAUAUACAGCCUUGAGGAUCCUUUCAACGAAGGCGACUAUGAGGGAUGGAAAUGGCUCACUCAAAAUGCCGGUGCUAGUGUUAAUAUAGUUGGAGAUGAUCUGACAGUUACAAAUUCUCGUCUUGUUGAUGAUGCAGGGGCAAAGAGGUUAUGCAAUGUGCUUUUGGUAAAGCCAAAUCAAAUUGGAACAGUGAGUGAGGUGAUUGAGGCAAUAAAGAUUGCACGAAUGCACAACAUGAAAAUAAUGGUAUCACAUAGAAGUGGGGAAACCGAAGAUUGUUUCAUCAGUGAUCUUGCAGUUGGUGUUGGCGCAGAAUACAUUAAGGCAGGUGCACCAUGCCGUGGAGAAAGAGUUGCAAAGUACAAUCAAUUACUCAGACUGAAUGAAAACAGACAUAAUGUGUAA
Messenger RNA from Ordospora colligata OC4, 1248 nucleotides. RefSeq names its product enolase. Gene Ontology annotation, cellular component: phosphopyruvate hydratase complex. Lineage: Eukaryota; Fungi; Microsporidia; Ordosporidae. The transcript has a single exon. The record is from RefSeq and is a predicted model, not a curated record. Bases 1 to 1248 code for a protein of 415 amino acids. Gene Ontology annotation, biological process: glycolytic process. Gene Ontology annotation, molecular function: magnesium ion binding; phosphopyruvate hydratase activity.